This is a messenger RNA of Musca domestica (house fly), 5472 nucleotides long. It is a transcript of the gene Hira, whose product is annotated as protein HIRA homolog. Gene Ontology annotation, biological process: chromatin remodeling; regulation of DNA-templated transcription; DNA-templated transcription. Gene Ontology annotation, cellular component: HIR complex; nucleus. The transcript is spliced from 8 exons. Bases 329 to 3409 code for a protein of 1026 amino acids. Lineage: Eukaryota; Metazoa; Arthropoda; Insecta; Diptera; Muscidae. Gene Ontology annotation, molecular function: nucleosome binding; protein binding. The record is from RefSeq and is a predicted model, not a curated record.
UCUGGAACAUAGGAUAAAGAGGUAAUGUAAACAUGGUAUUAAAAUGUAAAUGAAUAAAGCCACAUUCAUGUUUUUGCAAUUUGAGAAAUGUUCUCUACACCGAAGUGUUCAACAGCCGACUGUAAAAACUACAUCGUGCUUCAAUGGAUUGCCUCGCAUUUGAUGAGCUGCCGCCGUCGAGAAAACCAGUCCCCUUGGAUGUCUGAAGAGGAAUUAAACAAAAAAACAGAAAACAAGAGAGAAACAAAAUCAAACAAUUUUUGCAAAAAAAGAAAUUGAAACCACAUAAAAUACAUAAUAAAGUAUUGGUAUAAUUGAAAACGAUUUAAUGAAACUAUUAAAACCAAGUUGGGUGCAUCAUGACGAAAAACCAAUAUUUUCAAUUGAUGUACAUCAGGAGUGUCUUAAAUUUGCCACCGGUGGCCAAGGUGUGGAUUCCGGCCGGGUCGUAAUAUGGAAUUUACUGCCGGUACUCUCCGAAAAGGCCGAAAUGGACGAAUCUGUGCCGAAAAUGCUGUGCCAAAUGGACAAUCAUUUGGCUUGUGUUAAUUGUGUGCGCUGGUCGCAAAACGGUUUACUGUUGGCGUCAUGUUCAGACGAUAAACUUGUAAUGAUAUGGAAACAAUUAAAGGGUCCCAGUGGUGUUUUUGGCACAGGCGGCAUACAAAAGAAUCCCGAAUCUUGGAAGUGCAUGUUUACUUUACGAGGACAUGCUGGCGACGUACUUGACCUGGCCUGGUCACCUCAAGAUCGCUGGUUGGCCAGCUGUAGUGUAGAUAAUACAAUCAUUGUAUGGGACGCUCAAAAUUUUCCCGUUAUCAUUACUACACUCAGGGGACACACCGGACUGGUCAAAGGUGUUGCCUGGGAUCCGGUGUGUAAAUUUCUUGCAUCGCAAAGUGAUGAUCGUAGUGUGAAAAUAUGGAAGACUUGUGAUUGGACAUGCAGUAAUACCAUUACAGAACCAUUUCAGGAAUGCGGUGGAACAACACAUAUAUUACGUUUAUCAUGGUCACCCGAUGGCCAAUACUUAGUUUCGGCGCAUGCCAUUAAUGGUGGCGGCCCGACAGCACAAAUUAUCGAACGUGAAGGUUGGAAGUGUGACAAAGAUUUUGUGGGCCAUCGGAAAGCGGUAACAUGUGUACGCUUUCAUACGGCAAUCCUCAAACGACAAGCACCGAAAUCACAAAAACCCCAACAGUAUUGUUGUCUCGCAGUGGGUUCACGUGAUCGCUCAUUGUCCGUAUGGAUGACAGCAUUGCAACGGCCUUUGGUUGUGAUACAUGAGUUAUUCAACGACAGCAUAUUGGAUUUGUCGUGGGGCCCGGAAAAAUACAUACUUAUGGCAUGUAGUGGUGAUGGCACGGUAGCUUGUCUUCAAUUUUCUGAAAAUGAACUGGGUACACCGCUCUCCGAAGAUGAUCGGAAUGCACUGUAUCAACGUAUUUAUGGAAAAAGUGCAGCAAAUCUUACAAAUGGCUCCACCACAGCUAACGAUAUGCUAAUUGAAAAUCCUGAAUUAAUUUUAUAUAGUCAAAAUAAACCUAAACCUCCAACACUGCCAACAAUGCAACUGACCAAUAGUUAUAACAGCAAUAAUAAUUUUAUAGAAUCCACGGGAACACUGCCAUCAUCAAAUGGUUUCGGUACUCAUGAUGGUCGAAGCAUAUUUUCACAAAACUCUUCUGCAACUGCACCACAGACAACGCCUGUGAAAGCAAUUAGUAAACAAAUGGAGACACGUACAAAAGAUGGUAAACGGCGUAUAACACCCAUGUUUAUACCGCUAAAUACUGAAAACGAAGGUGCAUUAAAUCCUCCCAAUAGCUUUCAGUCUUCUUCGGUGCCGGGAAGCGAUGCAAGUUCUGCUUUUCCAGUAGCCACAUCACAAUCGGUGGAAACAACAACGAAUAACAUUGUAGGUAAUGAUGUCAGUAAGGAGAAUAUACCACAAACGGCUAAAGUUUCUGGAUCGGAAGAAUCUGGUCGUUUAGAUCCAAGAUUGGUAAAGAGCAAUGUAAAACAACCGCCCGAACCUUUCUCCGUGAAACAAGAUUCAUUUCGGGAAUUCCCACAUUUCAAAAGAACACCACAAUAUUUUUCAUCGCCAAAAGACACAUCGAAAGUUUAUAUGGCCUCGACAGCGGGUCCAAAGAUAAAAAUAACUGAAUCAUCUAAAUGUGAAUUUCAAAAGACUGCUAUGGACUAUCGUGUCCACGUAGCCAAUGGGGCGGUACAGACAGCAACUGGUCCAUUGGCCAGGGUAACUGCCAUACGCUUAGUCUCAGGCAAACUUUGGGAGACAUUUGUGGGGUCACCUAUUGUUAAUUUUAAUUUUUGUUUAAAGUGUGUAAUGUUGUGCAGCUUGGAUGGUUCUAUGCGUUUAAUGGAUUUAAUGAAUGGUAAUCCAUUAAUGCCGGUCAUAACCUUGAGUUCCCCUGCCAUACAAUGUGCCUUUUCCCCCAAGGGUACCUUAGUUGGAGUUGUAACCGAAUGUGGUUUAUUGCGUAUUUGGAACAUUGAGAAAUGCACAUGCAUUUUGUCAACUACAUGUUCAGAUAUUUUCGGAAAACAUGGAGCUAUAUAUCAAUAUACCAUCACCGAAAAUGGUGUACCUCUAAUUAUCUUCUCCAAUGGCAAUGCAUAUUCGUAUUCACCACAAAUGCAAGCUUGGUUGGUUGUGAGUGCAAAAGAUCCGAUAACACGACACGGUGUUAAAAAUUCUGUGCCAAAAGAUUUUCCUAAAGACUAUCAGGAUUUCCCGUUGAUGUCAGUACAAGCCAGUACGAAUUUCUUUACCACAACUAGUGCUGGCAUAGAGCUCAAUGCCAAUGAUUGGCAAUCAACUGCCAAGAUCACAUUUGCCGAAAAUCAAAUAAAACUUUGUGAAAUGAUAAAAUCUCCCGAAGAGCUGAAAUUUUGGUAUAGCAUGUUGGUAUUCUAUUUGGCAGCACAUGGAAAUGAGAAAAGGUUACGAGACCUAUUAAAUGAUUUAUUGGGCAGCGGUAGACCCACCCCUGGCCAGGAGGCAAAGAUAUUGAAUAUCCCCAAGCAUUCAAUAUUGGAGGCAACACUGGAGCAAAUAAAACUUCUUCCAAGAUGGCAGCGUAUUUAUAUGGAAUAUAAUGAAUUAUAUCAAGAUAUAAAAACAUUUAAACGAGAAGAAGUAGAAGUCACGAACAGAAGAAGUCCCUUUAACAGUGGAAAUAGCGAUGAGUGUGAAGCGUCUUUAUCGCCAUCACAAACAAUAUCAUCAAAGCCGCCACCUCCAAUACCAUCUAGCACAUCUUCGUCAAACCAUUGUUUAGCAAAUAAAACAAAUGAGUGUACUACAGCGUCUGUUACAAUUCCGGCCGAUGAUAUUGACAACAAAGGUGGAGAACAACCACAACAUAUGGAUGUUGCCUAACCAUACUAUUCCAAUGUAUAUUGCAAGUCAUUGCCAAAAUUCAAGUCUGCUCAGCAGUAGUAAGUCUCUAUCCUCUUCUCCUUUCCAAUUCAAUUUUGUAUUGUUAGCAUCCUGUACUUUAAUGUAAUUCUCUUUUAGAAGCUAAGCUUUAUUUGUGUUUCCCUGUUUAGUAAUUAUUUUGUACUCUAAAUUUAUAAAUAUUCUCAACACAUUUUCCUUUUUCCAUUCUCCCACCAAACUCCACUAGUUUCUCAUAUACAUGCAUAUAUAAAUAGGUAUUUAUUUCAUUUUUUUUUUUUUUUUUCAAAUAUAUUAAAUUAUUUCCAAUUUGUGUUAGUUUAAGCACUGAAAUUAAAUGACCGGGUGAUCAUUAAAUGAAAUGAAUUUUCUAAAAAUUAAAAAAAGAACGAUACCUUAGUUUCACAAAAACCCUAUUAAGUCUAAGUUAAUAAAAGACUUUAUUUGUAUAAGUGGUUAAGAAAAAAAAAACAUUUUUUGUUAAUCAAGAAAUAUUACAAUUAAGAAAUACAGCUUAAAAACAUGGUCAACAUAUUUGUUUAAGAAAAGUAAAGAAAUGCUUUGUGAAAAUUAAUAAAAUAGUCCUCAUUUCUGCAUUCGUUUUGAUUUUAUUUACAAACAUUGUUAUCUAAAUUGAUGGUGAUCGAGUGAUAGUAACGAUAGUUUAAAGAAAGAUAAUUUAUAAAAUGUCUAUUUUCAUGGCUUUUGUAAGGAAAUGUCCUAACCACUUCACAGCAAUUUCAUGCUCUUUCGAAAUUUGUAUCAAAAUUGUAGAUUUAGGGAGCACAUUGGAGCUAAUAAGUCCUUAACAUUUGAACCUUCUAUCCUUUUCGACCAAGCAAUACUAUCUCAAUCUUUAUCAAAAGAGUUGUUACAACAAGUCAAUUCGGCCAGUUCUGCAUCAAUAGAGCAACCGCCACAAAUGUUCCUCUAAUUUUUCCACAUCUUCAAUCGACAGUGUGAGUUUAAAAAACUGCAACAAAGUCAAACGCCAUAAUUUUUACAUUUUUUUUUAAAUUUUAUUGAAUGAAAGCAAAAAAUGUCGGAAAUAGCAUAAAAUUUUAUAAUAAGUUUAGAUUUGUUCGAAUUUGCCACAAAUGGCACGAAUUAUACCCUUCAAACGGCCUCUGAAAACGUCAAACGCUGCCCGAAUGUUGCUUGCGGUAUUUUGGCCAAUUCCCGGCGAAGCGCUUGCUUGAGGUAAUCAAAAGUUUGAUAUGCCAACCUUGCUUUCCAAAAUACUCCAGACACAAUAGUCAACGGAUUCGUAUCCGGAGAUUUUGGGGCCAUUGUGCGCUGGAAAUGAAGCGAGGAAACUCAUUUUGUAAACAUUUUGGGUGACGCAUGCUGAGUGCGAUGGUUGUGAGUCCUGUUGGAAUGUCCAAGGUCUGCAUGCCCAAGGCAGUUCACCACUUUCGGCCAAGCAAAGCAACUCUUUAGCAUUUUUGAGUCUUUUUUCUUUCUGUUGCGGUGUAAGUUCUUGCACUUUUUGGAAAUGGCUUUACCCCGAGCUCAUUUUUCAAUAUUUGCCGAAUGGAAUAUUGCGAUAUGUUCAGCUCACGGCCACUGCAACGCGGGUUUCGAUCAAGUUGUUUCUUUACUUUUCGAACCAGUUCUGCUGAUGUUGUUCCGUUGUUGUUGUUGUUCCGUCCACUUCCUUGACUUCGGGCUGCGCUAGUAUCACGGUAACGAGCGAUGGUAUGAGACACAAAAGAAUUAUUCACAUUUAAAUGCUGGAGUGCUCUAACGAUAGCCACUUGUGGUUUUCCAGCCAGAUAUAAAGAAAUCACACCAUCACGUUUGAAUUCCAUCACGAAUAACUUUUUUCUAAAAAAUUCGUUUGGUAUGCUUGUAAACAAUAUAAUGAACUGUCACUGGAAUAAUAUUAACAGCUGUCGGACGAGUGGCUUAUUAGAAAUGACAGCAGUCUGAAGUUGAUGCGGUUUUUUCAUCUCAUCCUGUUAUCCAUUAAUGUUUUUCCGCAUUUUUACCAUUUCUUUACAGACCUUCAAUAUCCCGAUUUUUUAUUCCAGUACACAAGAAAA